CUGGAGGGGAGGAGAGUGUGAUGUAAUUCUGCACAGGCUGAAAGGGAGGGGAAGAAGAGAGGGAGAGAAAAAGGAAGCAGUUCGAUAGGAUUUUGUGUUUAUUUUUCCAAAGUUAUUGAAACAUUUUUAAAACUAUGGCAUGAAUGGAAUACCUUAGCGCGAAAGAGAGGUUUUAAGAAGCAGAUCAAACGCGGCUGUGUGUAUUGGUGUGCACAACUAAUGAGAACAUCAAAUAUUAAUACUUUUCAGGCCUGUAGCCUCGAGUGACAACUGAGAGAUCCUCGGCUGAACCCGUACAUAAUGUCAUCUGAGUUGGACUCCAGUCUCACCAGCAUUGACUGGCUGCCCCAACUGGGAAUAAGCAGCCUGCGUUCGGGGAAGGAGAGAGGAGGAGGAGGAGGAGGAGGGGGUGAAGUGAAGAAGAGAGAGAAAGGGCGGGAGGGGAGAGACUUUCUACCUACUGUACCCGAUCUUUCUCACUCAAACUCCAAAGGGAAGCCGCCACAUAGUUACGCCACGCUUAUUGCCAUGGCGAUAGCUGCAGCCCCCGAGAGGAAGCUGAGUCUGAAUGACAUUUACACCUGGAUCAGUGACACUUUUCCAUAUUACAACCGAGCAGGACGUGGAUGGAAAAACUCCAUCCGUCACAAUCUGUCUCUUAACAAAUGCUUCAGGAAAGUUCCUCGGCCACAGAACGACCCUGGAAAGGGCUCGUACUGGACCAUGGACGGACCAGCAGAGGCGUCACAGAUGAGAGCACCUAAACGGCCUUAUCCUGCAGGAGAAGAGGAGACUGCAGACAACCAAUCGGACCAUGGACUGUCCCCAAAUCCUCAUCAAGGAUCAUACAUGGACCUCCGCCUUCCCAACACUCCACUGAGCACAAUUCAGUCUCCACGAUCGGACUCACUGUCUCCUCCUCCGUGCAAGCAACCGUCCCCUUACAUGAGCAGCCCUGUUUCCAACGUCACCGUGUCCCACCCCUCCGUGUCCACCGUGUCCAGCCUGUCUCAAGUCCACCCUUCUGUUUCUUCCGUUUCUUCUUUUUCUCCUUCUCAUCAAACUGCCCCGCAAACCAUGACUCCUCUUCAGAACUGCACUGUGGCUCCCUCUCUCACUACCAUCUCUUUUCCUGAACAUUCCAUCCCCGUAUCCAUCCCCUCUUUCCCUCAGCCCGCGCCCUGCCACCCCGUCGUGUCUGUGGCGCCCCCUGUGGCGGUGUCUUCGGCCGCGGGGGGUCCAUCUACCGUCAGUUUGAACCCCACUGAUGUUCCGCUGCGUUUUACCUUCGAUGAGUUGAACCUCCCGGACUUGUACGCGUCUUUUAAAUCGCUGGUGAAGACGAUGAGAGACAGGGGGGGCUCACAGUCAGACUUCGUGCCCCUGAGCAAUGACACGACUCCGCUCCACACUCCCACCCUGCCCCUGUCCCCUCACCCGGCCCCACUCCAGCCUGCUCCCACAGGGACCCGAGGCCCCGCGCAAACAGCGCCCCCUUCUGAGGGCCGCACGCAGUGUACAGCAGUGCCCGCAGACUGGUUUAGUAACACUGAUUCACUGAAGGAGAGUUUUCGCAUCGCCAGCAGCCUGGACUGGGCCAACAUAGACCUCAGCGGUCAUCCAGACCUGUUGGAGAGCAUGCGGCAGGCGGAGCUCAGCGACUGGGCGCUGGACCCCGCUCUCUUCACUUCUCUCUGUGACUCUUUAAACCGCUUCUUCACACAAAAAGGAAUGAUCAACAGUGGGAGUAACUCUCCUCUGGCGAUGGGUUCAAACUCCUCUUUACAAGUGCCACCUUUUCCCACUCAUCCGACCCCCACCCUGGCCAGCCUCACCCACCCCUCUCCCCUUCCCUUCUCCGCCGUGGCCCCCAACGGAGCUCAGCCGCCCAGGAAGCCUCUGCACCUGCCGCCUCAGCAGAGACCCCAGUUCAUAGCUCCUGCAAACACAAGUCCUGGAAUCCAGCCUCAGCCCAUCGGCCCAAGGCCACGCCCGCCUCUUAAGGGUUUCCAUAGCAACAGUGAGGAGAUCCAGGAUGACUUUGACUGGGACUCAUUGAUUCUUUGACCCUGUACUGCCUUUCUGUCCUCGCUCCUCAGCUUCCCUGAGUUCGUGUUUGGGGUGGACGUCCUCGGCUGAAGCUGCAUUUCACUUUUCUCAUAUCAUUUUAAAGUUACUUCAUUUGCAGAUUUGCUUUUGGAAUUUGAGUUUUGAAUUGUUGAUGUAAAGCGGUGUUCAUGUACACUAACAUUACAAAUACAGAAGCAUUAAACCAGUCAAACAU
Molecule: messenger RNA, 2284 nt
Organism: Periophthalmus magnuspinnatus
Lineage: Eukaryota; Metazoa; Chordata; Actinopteri; Gobiiformes; Gobiidae
Gene: foxj2
Product: forkhead box J2
Exons: 10
Coding region: 301-2067 (588 amino acids)
Biological process (GO): regulation of transcription by RNA polymerase II
Cellular component (GO): nucleus
Molecular function (GO): DNA-binding transcription factor activity, RNA polymerase II-specific; RNA polymerase II cis-regulatory region sequence-specific DNA binding
Source: RefSeq, a predicted model, not a curated record